Lentinula edodes (shiitake mushroom) is the source of this 666-nucleotide messenger RNA. Its product is annotated as carbonic anhydrase. The transcript has 4 exons. The coding region runs from base 1 to 666 and encodes 221 amino acids. Lineage: Eukaryota; Fungi; Basidiomycota; Agaricomycetes; Agaricales; Omphalotaceae. Gene Ontology annotation, biological process: cellular response to carbon dioxide; cellular response to oxidative stress. The record is from RefSeq and is a predicted model, not a curated record. Gene Ontology annotation, molecular function: zinc ion binding; carbonate dehydratase activity.
AUGAUGUCCCAUCACCCUGCUAUCACUCAACUGCUCUCUGCCAACGCCCAGUGGGCCAAGGACGUCGAGCAGCUAGAACCCGGUUUCUUCAAAGAGUCAGCCAAAGGCCAGGCGCCCCACACCCUCUGGAUAGGGUGCGCUGACUCCCGAGUCCCAGAAUCUGUUAUCACAGGUGCAAAACCUGGAGAUAUCUUCGUCAACCGUAACGUUGGAAACCAAGUCAACCUGGAUGAUGACAAUAUGCUUGCAGUGUUAACUUAUGCAGUCGAGCAUCUUGGCGUAGAACACGUCGUUGUGUGUGGGCACACCGAGUGCGGGGCAGCCGCAGCCUCCUUCGGUGCAUGCGCAUCUUUCGUCCCCGGCGAAAUGCCUAUCACCAUCCCCGUCGAUCCAGUUGAUGCACCCUUGAACCGUUGGCUUGCGCCUCUUACAACUCUGGCUGCGAGUCUACAAAUUUCCUCUGCUCCUCCCAAUGAGGCUCUUCCUCUCCUCGUCCAGGAAAAUGUCAAGGCGCAGGUUGACAACCUCUGCCGGACAAAGGUCAUCGCGAAUGCCUGGGCGAAUGGCAAGAGUCCUAAAGGAAAGGAAGUUUGGGUUCAUGGCUGGGUGUACGAUGUUGCAACAGGAACGAUUAGGGAUUUGGGCAUUUCUCAAGGACCCAAAUAA